Molecule: messenger RNA, 1140 nt
Organism: Zasmidium cellare ATCC 36951
Lineage: Eukaryota; Fungi; Ascomycota; Dothideomycetes; Mycosphaerellales; Mycosphaerellaceae
Exons: 2
Coding region: 1-1140 (379 amino acids)
Source: RefSeq, a predicted model, not a curated record
AUGGCUGGCCCCGUUCGACAACCGAUCGACCAAGCGUCAUUGGAAAGGUACUUGGAGAAGAAUGUUCCUCAGAUCAAGCCGCCGUUAGAACUCAAGCAGUUCGGCUUUGGGCAGAGCAAUCCCACCUACCAACUCACCGACUCCACGAAAUCGAAAUAUGUCCUCAGGAAAAAGCCUCCGGGCAAGCUGCUCUCGAAGACUGCGCAUCGCGUCGACCGCGAAUACGAGGUUCUCCAUGCAUUAGAAAAGACCGAUGUCCCAGUACCGAAGACCUACGCCUUCUGCGAUGAUGAUAGUGUAAUCGGGACGCCAUGGUAUAUCAUGGAAUGCCUCGAGGGCCGCUUUAUCGACAACGCAGCCAUGCCUGGCGUCGACGCAUAUCAGAGAAGAGAAAUGUGGAGAGAUGCAGUGAGGACGCUUGCCAAGUUGCAUCGGAUAAAGCCCAAGGAUGUUGGACUGGAGAAUUUUGGUCGUCCAAAUGGCUUCUACAAGAGACAGCUCAAGACGUUCUCCAGCCUUGCGAAAUCGCAGGCAGAGGCAAAGGAUCCGGACACGGGUAAAGAAGUUGGGCAACUCCCGCAUUUCGACGACUUUUUGUCGUUCUUUGGACAAGAGCAGAACCAGCCGUAUGACCGCGGUGUGCUGUUUCACGGGGACUACAAGAUCGACAACUUAGUCUUUCACAAGACGGAGCCCAGAGUCAUUGGAAUUUUGGACUGGGAGAUGGUAACCAUCGGGCAUCCUCUGGCAGAUUUCACGAAUCUCACGCAAGGCUGGACAAUUUCCAACGCUACACCGACUUGGCCGCGCAAGCACGCCGACGAAGCAUUUUUGAACCCCUCGAGUCCCAAGUCUACGCACAAAGACCACCCUGGAUUGCCGACAAGAGAAGAGUGCGUCAAGUGGUAUCAAGAAGACGUCGGUUUCCAAGUCACAGACAAGGAUCUCGCCUGGGCGACCGCGUUCGCGCUCUUCAGAGACUCGAUCAUCUUUCAAGGUAUCGCUGCACGAUACGCACUCAGACAAGCAAGUUCGGCGCAAGCUCAAUCGUACGCGCUGGAGCGAGCUCCAUUCGCAGAAAUGGCUUGGGAAAAAGUCGAGAUCGCAAAGGACAAGACAGGAAGCAGCUCUAAACUGUAG